CUGCCCCCCUCUGCGCGCUCUCUCUCUCUCUCUUUUUUUUUUUCUCUCAAUGUUUCGGAGUCUUGUAGUGAUGUACUUUCCUCAGUCACACACACCAACCACGCGAUCCCUUGCCUUUCUCACUACAUGAAACCUCCCAUGUCCCCGACCACAGCCCAUGCCGUGAUUCUACGUUUCUUCAUCGCUAAUGCAAGCUUUCUCUGGGAACUACUGGACUGAUCUCCCCUUCCUCACUCUUCCAUCCGAUCCUUCGUAGUUUCACUCUUGCACUAGUUUUUUAAUACUGAAUAAUUUGACUCUUCACAAUCUUCCAUUCCGAUCCUCCAUAUUCAAUAUAAUUGGACUUGAGACGUGAUGUUGGAUCUCAAUCUUAAUGAUGUUUCGGAUGAUUCAUUUCACGGUUCUACCCAGGCGGUGGAUCCGGGGAAGCUCCUUGACCUUUCUAGCAACCAAAUGGAAGAUUCUGGAAGCUUCAAUUCCUCCAUCGUCAAUGCCGAUGCCUUGAGCAGCACCACCGCCGACGAUGACUCUUCUUCUAACCACCCCGAUCACUGCUGCGGCAUUGUGGCGUUUAGCUUCGAUUUCUUCAAGCAAAAUGAAGAUCAUGACAAUAAGAGCUCAGAUUCUGUUACGAGGCAGUUUUUCCCGGUGACCAGUGGUGGGGAAGGUGACUGUUCUUUGGGUUCUUCUUUGCAGCAUCCGUGUAUCCUGCAGGUGGGUUCCGGUGGCCCGCUGCUGCCAAAGAAACCACAACAGCAACAGCAGGUAAAGAAGAGUCGGCGGGGGCCAAGGUCACGGAGCUCGCAGUAUCGAGGAGUUACCUUUUAUCGGAGAACUGGGAGAUGGGAAUCGCAUAUAUGGGAUUGUGGUAAACAAGUGUAUUUGGGUGGAUUUGACACUGCGCAUGCUGCAGCUAGGGCAUAUGAUCGAGCUGCCAUCAAGUUCCGCGGUGCUGAUGCCGAUAUCAAUUUUUCUGUCAGUGAUUAUGACGAGGACAUUAAGCAGAUGAGUAACUUCACCAAGGAAGAGUUUGUGCAUGUUCUCCGUCGCGGGAGCACAGGAUUCUCGAGAGGAAGUUCCAAGUACAGGGGAGUGACACUGCACAAAUGUGGUCGAUGGGAAGCUCGAAUGGGACAGUUUCUGGGCAAGAAGUAUAUUUAUCUUGGUCUGUUCGAUAGUGAGGUAGAAGCUGCAAGGGCCUACGACAAGGCUGCUAUAAAAUGCAAUGGACGAGAAGCAGUCACUAACUUUGAGCCAAGCACAUACGAAGGAGAGAUAAUCUUCCCAGCUGAUAAUGGAGGGAGUGGCCAAAAUCUAAACCUGUUACCCAAUCUUGAUCUGCACUUGGGAGUCGCUCCAUAUUUUUCUGAUGAACCAAUGUCUGAUGAACCAGUGAGGAACAGCAAAGCAAAUGGUUCUCCUUCCCAGCAGGGCCACGAUGCCAUGCCUGAUGACAGGGUAGAAAGGAUUGAGAACUCUACUUCAGCAACACUGGGGGUUCAUCCAUCAUAUGGCCUGGUAAUGGCAUCUGAUCACCCUCCUAUCCGGAGUGGUGUAAAUUCUCGUGUCUUUCCUAUCUAUAAGCAGGAAAGAGCAAUAGAGAAGAGGAUUGAAGUUGAUCACUUGCCGAACUGGGCAUGGCAAAUUCAUGGCCCUUAUGGUGGGGCUACUCCACCUCUCUUCUCUACUGCAGCAUCAUCAGGAUUCUUGUCUUCGGUUAUCACUGCUUCACCAGCUAAUCCCACUCAAGGCAGCUUACAGAGUACAACAGUUCUCCAGCACUAUUACUCUCCAUCACUCACCAACACCACCAGUAUAUCCCCUUACUACUACUGCAGGAGCUGAAACAAGCUACCAGCAGAAACAGCCACAAUUCAAUACCUUCUCUUUUGCAUUGAAAGCAGGUGGGUAGGCUAGCAAAGCAAACUAAGAUUGGUAAAUGAAUUCAUAUAUUCUAAUUUUGAAGUGUGGUUGUAGAUAUGAGACAUUAGAUUGAUCUUUCUCUUUUAUGAAGCCUGUUAAACCAGGGUGCUUUAGCCUGAGUGGGAUGAGCCAAUUUAGAUAUUUUUGCCUUGUUUGAAACUUCAUCAUUGAUGUUGUCUUCUUUGAAAGGGCUGCAUUUUUGCCUUAUCCAUAUACAUGACCUCUUUGGCGCUCAAGCUUUUUACUUA
This is a messenger RNA of Vitis riparia (riverbank grape), 2171 nucleotides long. RefSeq names its product APETALA2-like protein 3. Bases 355 to 1845 code for a protein of 496 amino acids. Gene Ontology annotation, biological process: regulation of DNA-templated transcription. Lineage: Eukaryota; Viridiplantae; Streptophyta; Magnoliopsida; Vitales; Vitaceae. Gene Ontology annotation, molecular function: DNA-binding transcription factor activity; DNA binding. The record is from RefSeq and is a predicted model, not a curated record. The transcript is spliced from 10 exons.